CGCGGCUGCUCUGAGGGCGCUGAGCCCUGGGGCGCGGGGACGAGAGAGGCGAGGGGUGGGAGAGCCGGCAGCCGGGGAGGGCGGCGCCGGCGGAGGGCGGCGCGUGGCUGACUCAUCUCUCUGGAAGAGCAGACUGACAGCCACACCGAAGCCGCCCGCCCGCGCCGCUCCUCCUCAGCCGGGAGGCGCCCUCCCGCACCACCCUCCCGCCCUUCCCGGCAGGGAGCUUCCCCGGGCCCGGCCGCCUCGGAGAAAGUUUUUCGCGUCGGCAGCGCCGGAUCCGUCGCGAGUCUUCGGGAAGGGAGGCGGGAGAAGGGCGGCUGGUGGAAGGCGGGGGGGAACGGAAGAGGAGGCGACGGCCGCGCGGGCCCGCGGAGUGCAUGUUGCCCGGCGCCUCGGCUGCCUGUCAGGAGGACCUCGGGGCGGGGUCGGGCUGAGCCCGGCGUCUUCCUCUCGGCUCAGCUGCUCCAGAAAUCUUUCCCGGACUGCGGCGGGGAGGAGGGGUGCGAGGAGGGGGCUCCCCGCGCCUCAGCCCGCCAUGUCCCGGCUGCUGCCGCUGCUGAGGAGCCGGACCGCGCGCAGCCUGAGGCCGGGCCCGGCCGCCGCGCCCCAGCCGCCGCCCUGGUGCUGCUGCGGCCGGGGGCUGCCGGCCAUCGCGGCCCCCGGAGGCCCCCGGCAGCUGGGCACUCACCCCAAGAAGGAGCCCAUGGAGGCGCUCAACACGGCGCAGGGCGCGCGCGACUUCAUCUACAGCCUGCACUCCACCGAGAGGAGCUGCCUGCUCAAGGAGCUGCACCGCUUCGAGUCCAUUGCCAUCGCCCAAGAAAAAUUGGAAGCUCAACCACCUACCCCAGGACAACUGAGAUAUGUAUUCAUCCACAAUGCGAUACCUUUCAUAGGGUUUGGCUUUUUGGAUAAUGCAAUUAUGAUUGUUGCAGGAACCCAUAUAGAAUUGUCUAUUGGAAUUAUUUUGGGAAUUUCAACUAUGGCAGCUGCUGCUUUGGGAAAUCUUGUGUCAGAUUUAGCUGGACUUGGGCUUGCAGGCUAUGUUGAAGCUUUGGCUUCCAGGUUAGGCCUGUCAAUUCCUGAUCUCACACCAAAGCAAGUUGACAUGUGGCAGACACGUGUUAGUACACAUUUGGGCAAAGCCGUUGGGGUGACUAUUGGCUGCAUUUUAGGAAUGUUUCCUCUGAUUUUCUUUGGAGGAAGUGAAGAAGAUGAAAAACUGGAGAAGACUGAAUCCUCUUAGAAUACCCAUAAAAAGAUGUAAACUAAUGUACCUCAGUUAUUAAAUAUACUGUCACAACAUUUAGAAGUUAAGACAGUAACAGUGUAUAGAUAUGGGAUCAAAUAGUUGAGCAUGUGUUAUGGAACACUAACUUAUUGUGGUUUGGUCUUAGGACAUCUUUUAAAAAAAUAUUUGGUAUCAUAUGUGUAAAUUGUUGAAAUGCUUUUCAUCAACAGCAGUCAACAUUUCAUCUUUUCCUUCUUUAUCACAUUAUUAUUUAAGUACUGGUCAUUGAUGUACUGUAUUGACUGGGAGUUUGGCUGUUUGUUACUUAACAUGCCUACAUGCAUGAAAGCAUUUGGUUCUUGUCAUCAUUGUUGUUACAAAAUAGUUAUAAUUCAACCUUAGGAGUUUUCCAGAUUACUUCAGAUAUUCAAUAAUCAGUUAAAGAUUUUUUUUUUUUACUGUUUUAUUGGCAGUAUCAAUUUUGUGUUGUUUCACAGUGAACAUUAGCAAUUAUAAAAUUUCAGUCAUUUUCUUAACACAGCUUUUGAGAAGGGUGCAGAUUUGAGGUAUAUGUCACUCAUUUUAAUUUUCUGAUUGUAUUGUCUGAAGGGCCAGAGGGGUUAAAAAGAGCAAUUCUAUGUGUUCUUCGUGUUAUAUGAAACCAUGUAUGUUAAUAAGAAUACUUAUUCUGGUUGAUUGUCUUACUUUAAUUUCUUUUAAGUGGAGACUAUGGAAUUACGUUGAACUAGAGAAAUACGAAGUGGAAAUUGUUGAGAAUGCUUAUGGUCUAAGUGGUGAGAUCCUACUGAUAUUUGAAAGUCUGAAGAAAUACAAAUUAUAUUCUUUAGAAAGAUUUUCCCCCCUCAUAAAAUGUUAUUUUAUAUGAGUGGGUUGAACCCAAACACUUCAUAUUCACGAUCAAAAAUCUUGUUGUAUUUUGUCUGGUGUUAUUUUUUCUCGAUAAUUUCUUUUGAUGUGAAAACUAAGUUUUUUGUAUUCUGAUUUUUUUUUGCAUUAUGGUCCAGUCAAAGUUGUAUUUAGGAGUAAUCCUUUCCUUUUGUCAGUAUUUUUGGUGGUGGUGGUUAGAGCAUAUUUUUGGUUAUAGUUACUUAUAUCUGACCCUAUAUAUCUAAAGUUAUAACCAUUUAGAGUCAUAAAUUCUAAUUUUCUGAAUCCUUUAUGUUUUGUAGUAUGUGGUUUGUUAAACAUGAUAGUUAAACAUACUGUGGGGAGAGAAAAACUGAAAUUAAGAUUUACUAUUAGGAUAUUAAAAUUAUUGCUAAUAGAUACAAAAGAAGGCAAACUUGUGGGGCGACCAUAUUUAUAGCAAUAUUAUUUUAAAAUUUUAUUUGCAUAUGAUUGCUUGGAGCACUUAUUUUCAAUGUUAACUUCUCUCCUGUACACUUCAGAAUAAUAUGUUACUAUCCUUUUAAGCAUCGAUUUUUGGGGGGAGGGGAACUACAUCUUAAUAUUGUAUGCAAAUAAAUAUAUAAUAUUCUUAUACAUUAUGACAUUUUUCAUUAGGUUAAAUCAAAAUUGUAAAACUUGAGAGCUUAAACAUGAUUGUGGUUUGUAUCUUCCAUGUUGUAUAACAUAAAAACACCAAGAAGAAAGGUUUUAAAAUUUCAGAUGGAUAGGAAUAGAUUGCUUAUUUAAACUUUUUGAUAAAUAUUUAAGUGCUUAUAUCCCUAUUGUGUAUAUGGAUUGCCAAUCCUUUCUGUUUUUUUAAAAAGUAUUUCAUUGUGGUGCUUCACUUCUUUUUAAUAAAAUCCCAUAUUCCAUAAGUUUAGCCUGUUAAGUUUAGAAAGGGCCUUUGAUUAUUAAUUUUUUUGCUCCUGGAAAUAAUUAGUCCUAUUAUUAGCAGAAUUAUUAACAGAAUCUGUCAGUUUGGUUUAGCAUGAACAGAAUUAUUGAAGUUGUUGAAACAUGAAUACAAAACCUGAAUAUUAAAAAAUAGUUUAUAGGUACAAUAAAAAUUUGAAUCAAUCAUGUAAUAAAUUUUCCAAAAAAUUGGAGCCCUUCUGCCCUUUCUAUACAUUUUUGCCCCCAGAAAUUUAUUUUGCUGUAGCAUGGUGCUUCACACAACACUAGAAAAAAUGACUCCGUUAGGAAUGGUUUCAUGUGAUUCUUGUUUCAUGUCACUUGCCACAAAGAACGUUAUUUGAGGUGUAAACUGGAACCUGUGUUUCUCAUAUUAGUAUUUCUCUCUUAGGAACACUAGAAAUGUGAAAUGCAACAUGAGCUAUUUUAGUGCUGAAUGUUUGAAAUUCCUGUUCUGUGUAUUAUGAUUUAUUGACUUGUUGAUGCAUGUGAACUGGGUGCAUUUUGCCACUGUAUGUUAAAU
Molecule: messenger RNA, 3578 nt
Organism: Ochotona curzoniae (black-lipped pika)
Lineage: Eukaryota; Metazoa; Chordata; Mammalia; Lagomorpha; Ochotonidae
Gene: TMEM65
Product: transmembrane protein 65
Exons: 7
Coding region: 539-1249 (236 amino acids)
Biological process (GO): regulation of cardiac conduction; cardiac ventricle development
Cellular component (GO): mitochondrion
Source: RefSeq, a predicted model, not a curated record